CUCGGGCUCGUUACGGACGUUACAACAAAUUAUAUCGCGCUUCAAGGUGACGUGUGUAUCCUUGAGGAAACUACAUCGGUUCUAGGAUAAAGUGCGCCUAGAAAAGGUUGAAUUCAACUUUUAAACGGCAUUAGAACAAACUCAGUCGACAAAGCUUAAAUAAAAAAAAUGGUUCAUUUGUGAUGCUGCUGUGUCAGCGUUGAAGUUUUUAAUGUUUAAAAGGCACAUUCAACAAAAGAAAGGAAGCAUAUUCAAAGGCACACGUGAAACGAGCUUCCCGUUUAUUCGCCACCACGAAGCAGAAUUCCCCCACGCAGUCUAGUAAGGGUAAAAGCCAUAAACAGUGUGAGUCAUCACAACAAGAUGAAAGCAGGGGCAGUUGAACCGGCCGGCGGCGGCGUCGAAACAACAGAGAACGAUGCAAAACAGAAACCUAACAAUAUUUACUCUGCAACACCAGCGGCAGCAGCUAGCCACCGUCAUACGUCAGUCGGUAGUAUUCAUGAUGAUAGCGUAGGAGAUUACGAUUACUCCUGCAACCAGGUGACGAUUACUGCUGACAAACCACAACAGAUGAUAACGGCCAUGGGUGGUGUUGCCGCUAAUGAUGGCAAAAAUGGGAAGGUCAAGUCUCCUCCAGGGCCCAGAGGACAGGAUUUCGUUCCUCCGGACGGUGGAUGGGGCUGGGUAGUAGUCAUCGCUGCCGGUUGUUCUAAUCUUUGUACAUUUCCUGGGCUGCAACAGUUUGGGUUGCUCUUUCGUGAUCGAAUGACGCAAUUAGGCAUAAAUUCAUCACAGAUCACUUCUAUCAUCAACACGAAUGCCGCGUUGAUGUCGAUGGUUGGCCUCGCAAAUGGACCCAUGUUUCGCCAACUCACCUAUCGACAGGUGGCGCUGUUCGGUGCAACUCUGGUUACAGUAGGACUUUGCCUAACUUCUAUAGCGGAUUCCUUCAUAGUUUAUUUGCUGACUUUCUCCAUAUUAUACGGUUCCGGAGUGGGCAUAACUGCUUCAGCAAAUUCUCUAGCCUUGAAUACGUACUUCAAAGAGCGUCGCCGCUAUGCAACAGGGUUUUCCUGGACAGCAACCGCUCUAGGUCCUAUCAUUUCACCUCACGUAAUAACGUUCCUACUGCCUCUGUUCGGUGUCAACGGCACUGUUCUAAUCUUUGCCGGCUUUGCAACGAAUGCUUUUGUUUGUUCCAUGCUUCUGCAACCGGUUGAGUGGCAUUCGAAACCCGUACCUAGAGCUAUUGCCCAAGAAGAAGCUAAAGAAGAGCUUCCCGAAAUAAAACAGUGUAGUUUAUGCCAAUUUGCUCCCUUGAGGAAAGAUCACAGUAUUCUUUCCAGUCAGUACCUGUACAAUGCAGACGAUGUCUGUGCCCCCGGUUACGAGAUUAUCGAUCCCGGUACCCCGAUGCUAUCCAGGGCCAACGAUGGUUGGUACUCGGGUAACACUGGUCGAUCCCAUUACGGAUCUCGAAUGAAUCUUCAGAAGAGCGUAGGACCAUCGACCCGGCCUUCAUCCAAUAAUUUAGUAUCGCUGUCAGGUGAUCGUGGACCAAAACCAAUAAGUGAUAAAAGAUAUCAGGCAGAAAAGGACAGCAACCGGUUGGCAGGAGGUUACCAGAAACGUCCGAAUACCUUUAACCGGGAGAAAGAAGUACUCAAAUUGGCGUCCCGUAAACUAGAACAGAUAGUGGACCAUGAAACAGAAAGUCGAUGCACUUGUGAGGAGGAACGUAGAACGUUACUUAAAGAAAAGCAAACACCUCCAGAUGAACACCACCCAGACCAGUUCACUUUACUGCAGCGGAUUGUCGUGUUCUUCGAUCUGGACCUUCUGAAGGACUGGGUCUACGUGAACAUUAUGGUUGGUAUCACACUGGCAAACUUUGCCGAGGUCAAUUUUUCAGUUCUGACUCCCUUCAUACUAGGGGACUUCGGCCUUCGAAAGGAACAGGUGGCCCUGGUAAUGUCGCUGCUGGGAGCGAUGGACAUUUUCUGUCGAUUCUUCAUUCCGUUUGUUGCCGGCAAGAUCGGAUGGGAGAAUAGGACCUUUUUCUUGUUCGGGGUGAUGAACAUGGCCAUGGGGCGCAUUGUUUUAGCUCAUUGGCACACGUUUCCGGUAGUCAUAGCCGUUGCAUGCUGGAUAGGCUUUAACAAGGGACUGCGAACGGUCUUUAUGGCUUUGGCUAUUCCCUCACAUGUGCCACUCGAUAGACUUCCUGGAGCUACCGGUAUUCAGUUGAUGUUCUCCGGACUCUUCUAUCUGAUAGUAGGUCCCGUAGUUGGUUUUAUUCGGGAUCGGACAAACUACACAAUAACGCUUCACUGCCUCAAUAUCGCCACCUAUACAACAGCAAUAUUCUGGAUCAUUGAAAUGUACUAUUUAGGCUGCAGGAAGAGUCGAUCUCAUGAAAUACCCGAAGAUGAUUCUGCAAACAAGGACCCGUAAGUAACCGAACUAAGGCUGUCAUCAUAUUUCAGAUAGAAAAA
Molecule: messenger RNA, 2498 nt
Organism: Uranotaenia lowii
Lineage: Eukaryota; Metazoa; Arthropoda; Insecta; Diptera; Culicidae
Exons: 8
Coding region: 364-2457 (697 amino acids)
Biological process (GO): monocarboxylic acid transport; transmembrane transport
Molecular function (GO): monocarboxylic acid transmembrane transporter activity
Source: RefSeq, a predicted model, not a curated record